Molecule: messenger RNA, 2396 nt
Organism: Pomacea canaliculata
Lineage: Eukaryota; Metazoa; Mollusca; Gastropoda; Architaenioglossa; Ampullariidae
Product: ankyrin-1-like
Exons: 2
Coding region: 63-1904 (613 amino acids)
Molecular function (GO): protein binding
Source: RefSeq, a predicted model, not a curated record
GGUAUUUAGUGGAGCACCUGAUACAAAGAGGUGCAAUAGACAAAACAAUAGACAGAAAAGGUAUGUCUAUAUUGCACAGAUUUGUCAAUGAUAUUAAAAGUGACCGACAGUUUCACAGAGUAGAUCCCUACACAAAAACUCUUUCCGAUGUACGUGAUGCCAUUAUCUCUUCUGGUGUCGAUGUAAACAUUACAGACCACCAGGGUAACACAGCUUUACACAUUGCAGCAAUGCGCAGACAGUUUUACAUAGUGAGGGAUCUCAUAGACAUCGUUGACAACCUCAACACCAGAGACAGUGAAGGGUUCACUGUAUUACUGAGACUGUCACAAAUAGCUAGACCACGAUGGCUCCAAGUUUGUCAGCAUCUUGUUGAGAAAGGUGCGGAUAUCAAUAUUUGCACCAAAGAUGGGGAAUCAGCUCUUGAACUUGCAGUCAAGAACACAACUGGCCUCUGUCAGGAGCACAUCAGAAUCCGACAUUUACAAAACGAAACUCAUAUCUUCACGAGCUUGCUAAAAACUCCUCCGCUGAAGGUGAGGCGGCGAAUAUUACGCCUACUUCUAAUUAACCGUGGUAUGGACAUUAACCUGCUAAACGGUGUUGGGGAUACACCUGUCCAUGUCGCAGCUGAUGAAGGCAACUUGACCAUUGUAAAAAUUUUUGUGGAACACGGCGCUGACACAAACAUACCUGAUAGGAAGGGGUGUUUUUUACUUUAUAAAGUUAUUAAUAAACUCGUUAAUGAGGAUUGGGGGAUGCUGUCCACCUGUGAAAUAACAGAACUCUUAAGGACUUUAGUAAAUCACGGAGCAGACGUCAACUGCCGAGGACCAGACAACAAGACUGCCUUACAAGCAGCGGCUGGCAAAGACAACUGGGAAACGGUCGGGACACUCAUUCAGUUAGGAGGUGUCUGUGAACUCACUCCGGAUGAAAAGCUGUCGGCAUUAACACUUCUUCAUCUCUGUAUUUCGAAAGAUGUCGACGACGAAAAGAUUAAGGUGUUUAUCAAGUACAUCACAAAUGAUGGUUCGAACAUAAACAAUUCUUUCCAAGAAAAAAACAGAUGUGGGGAUCAAAAAACUUUUUUGCAGAACUGUAUAGAGAAAUCCAACUGGAGGAUGGCAAAGGCAUUGGUAGAAUGCGGGGCACACCUCAGUCAGAAGGACACAAACGAGCCAAUACUACAAAUUAUGGUUUCCAGAUAUUCAGAGAGGGAUCACUCAUCAUGGGUCUCCUUUCUUGACUAUUUAAUUUCAAGAGGGCUCGACAUUAAAAGCAAGCUUCGAGAAGGGUCUGGAAUACUUUUCCACGACAAGAUUGUCUCAAGCUUAACUUGUAAAGAGAAGGUUACCGAAUGCUUGUUUGAUACAUUACUGGAAAGAGGAGCCGAUCCUCUGGUCGUCGACUCCAAGGGACAAACAUUACUCAGGAAAGUUUUAGACUUCGGCGAAAAGCCUGCUCUGAAUGCUCUGAAAAAACUUCUUCCAAUUGGAGUGACGACCCAUCAACCAAAAUUUACAGAGACGAUCGUACAGUCCCAUGGAGGUUCAUCUAAACAAACUGUUUCGCCAAUGGAAAAGGUGAUAGAGGAUCGGAACAUUUCCGCUCUCAAGAUGUUAAUCAAAUCAGGGGCAAGCUCAAAUGCUGAGUUAUUUCGCUUGAAUACAGAAUACCAAGUGAAGAUGGGUAGAUGGGCGAACAAAGAGCUUCUUGAAGUUUUGAACAUGGCCACAAGGCAACCUCAGUCACUAAAAUCACUGUGUCGUCUGACUGUUUCUCACUGGGUUGGUUGUGGGCCUGGCAGGAGGGACAGACUCAAUCGUUUGUCUAUUCCCCCUGCACUAAGACAACUCGUCUCGUUUAAUGAUUUACUUUCCGAAGAUUUUCUUUCACAAUAGGGUAAAGAUGGCUCGUCAAACUAUCAGAACAAACUCACAGACAGUAAUUAUUGUUGGUAGUAUCAUUCUGGUAGCGAUAUCGACGAUCAAGUUUCACUGUUUCAAUGCUCCUGACAUUUUCUCAGAUUGUUCUCAUCAAGGUCUACCAUUGGCUGUUGUCACUGAUAACUCGCAGCAGCCAGAAGUGAACUCAAGAUGUGUUCAUGAUGAGUCGUGCAAACGUGUGGAGGUGACUGUGUCUUUAAAAUGUCUGUUAUGGUGUAUCAAAUGUAUAAUUAUAUUUGGCAUUAAUGAAAGGUUACAUUCUCUUAAUUGAAUAUAAUUAUGCUUUUCCUGAUUUAUGCACAUAUAAUUUUCUAAUUGCUUACAAGCUGUGUUCAUAAAAGAAUGUACAUGUUGAUCUUAUAUCUCAGAGAAGAUUUACUGUUUCACAGAUUGCAAUGUACAAACCUACUCAACAAAUUUCAGAGAUAUAACAGUGACCGCUGAAAU